Messenger RNA from Drosophila arizonae, 1112 nucleotides. It is a transcript of the gene roq, whose product is annotated as RING finger and CCCH-type zinc finger domain-containing protein roquin. Gene Ontology annotation, molecular function: double-stranded RNA binding; ubiquitin protein ligase activity; metal ion binding. Gene Ontology annotation, biological process: ubiquitin-dependent protein catabolic process; protein polyubiquitination; nuclear-transcribed mRNA catabolic process, deadenylation-dependent decay. Gene Ontology annotation, cellular component: cytoplasmic stress granule. The record is from RefSeq and is a predicted model, not a curated record. Lineage: Eukaryota; Metazoa; Arthropoda; Insecta; Diptera; Drosophilidae.
AAGUGAAAAGUGAAACGUAACACUGCCUCCAGCUUGCAGUUUGCCAUUUGUCAUUCAUUUAUAAAAAGGGGGGAUCGGGCACAGUCCUAUUGGUAGGCUCAAGGACCGUCUGUUAUAUACGUAUAUAUAGAUAUAUUUCUAUAUAUGUAUAUACGGGAUGCUUGUUGUCGCACAGGACUGUUAAUGGGGGAUCGCUGGUGACAAAAAAGUGUCUUUGUUGAAGUAAAAAGAAAGCAGACGACGAGCUGAUGACGUUGAGCUACGUACAAAUUUCUCCCCAGUUACAUAUACAAGCAUGCCGAUUCAGGCGCCCUCAUGGACAGACUUUCUCAACUGUCCCAUCUGCUGCAAUGAGUUUGAAGCCAGCCAGCGUGUGCCGAUCAGCCUCGGCUGUGGCCACACUAUAUGCAAGCCCUGUCUGACCACACUCUACAAUCGGCAAUGUCCCUAUGAUCAGACUCUAAUUGUGACGGACAUCAACAAUUUGCCCUUUAACUAUGCGUUACUGCAACUGGUGGGCAAUGGAAAUGGAAACGGAAACGGAAACGGAAAUGGAAAUGGCAAUGGCAAUGGGAACAGUGGAAGUGGUGCAGUUNGUCUCAGCAGUUUACUUAACUUUGUUGGCUGGGCAAUCUACUCGUUAUCCUUCAUCUUCUAUUAUCUUAUCUCGUCCCUCCUGGCCUCCAAUUGGACUGGUCUGAUAACAGCGCUCUCUCUGCUGGGCAUUUUCUAUUGGCUAAUGGGCGUGGCAAUUAAUAAGACACAGAUUAGCAAAGCCUCCAGUUACGGUGCACAAAGCAACAAAACUAGCGCACAUUAAUUUGUAUAAAUACAAAAAUCCAAUUAUUUCGUUGUUUGUUAACGAGCGUGUUUAGUCAAUGAGCCAAGCUGAUAAUCUCACAAUUAUAUAUCUCUAUACACAAAUAACUUUUAAUCGUGGAUUUUUGCUUGAUAUGUCUUAUCAGCAGUCUUUAUCUCAAAUUUCUGUUCGUUUUUUGGCUAUGAGUAACAAGCUAUCAGUUUGGAUAUAAAUUUAAUGAAUUAAUACAUGGAUAAGGUGUCGCACACUAGACAUACGAAACGUUGAAAUUAUGCAAUAAAAUUAAAUCAAU